CCUGAGAUUGAUUUCUUCCUCCGUUUGGAAAAGAGAUUGUUCCCCUGGGUUCACUAUGCGCGCCAGUCGUCCUUUUCUCUCUAUCGCUCAUACAAGGGUCGUGGGCUGGUCUUCUGCGCAGGCAACGGACAGUUUGAAUUCGUGGUGACCUCGAUCCAGGCGGUUCGCAAUCGUCUCAAGUCGAAAUUGCCUAUUCAGGUCUUCCACAUGGGCGAUAACGACCUGUCGAGGGAAAGGCAGAAGUACCUGAGAGACAUGGCGUCGGACAUUGAGAUCAUUGAUGUGACCCAGAUCCUGGACAACGACUAUAUGCAACUCGGAGGAUGGUCCAUCAAACCAUUUGCGAUGCUGGCCUCGAGCUUUGAGGAGGUCAUGUUUAUCGAUGCCGACGCUUACUUUUUGCAGGACCCCGCUGUGCUUUUCGAGGACCCAGGGUACCUGGCAACUGGAGCGUUAUUCUUUUAUGAUCGAACACUGUUCGCCGGUGGGUCUAAAGGAUCGGACUGGCUCAAGUCGGUGACGCCCAUCCUCUCGUCCUUUCCCCCAAUCUCCCGCAUGUUUAGACGGGUUUCGGCCCAUGAGCAGGAAUCCGGGGUGGUACUAGUCAACAAAAGAACGCGCUUCUUGGGCAUACUAGCGACCUGUAAGAGCAACGGCAAGUGGGAGCGUGAUCUGGUCAGCUACGAGGUCUUCCAUGGCGAUAAGGAGACGUUCUGGACAGGAUUCGAGAUGAUUCAGGAGCCCUAUGUGUUCAUGCGCAACUAUGGUGGUGUGAUUGGCGAACUUCGACCUGACAAUGAUCAGUCUGUGUGCGGUGCGCAACUGCAUGAGGACUAUCGCGGGCAGCCUCUGUGGUGGAACGGUGGAUUGUACCGUAACAAGAACGCGGGUAAUAACCGGUAUCUGACAUUCGAUUACUGGAUGUCGGGU
This is a messenger RNA of Gamsiella multidivaricata, 930 nucleotides long. Its product is annotated as mannosyltransferase putative-domain-containing protein. Gene Ontology annotation, molecular function: alpha-1,3-mannosyltransferase activity. The record is from RefSeq and is a predicted model, not a curated record. Lineage: Eukaryota; Fungi; Mortierellomycota; Mortierellomycetes; Mortierellales; Mortierellaceae. Gene Ontology annotation, cellular component: Golgi apparatus. The annotation marks the transcript as partial. Gene Ontology annotation, biological process: protein O-linked glycosylation. The transcript is spliced from 2 exons.